CGUACUAACAAGGUAAUGCCCACUUUUGGGUCUUCUCGUCGCGCCGUGAGCUGCUGUUGCCAUAACGGGUUCGAGCACCUUCGGUAUUGGAACGGUGACGUAACAUGUAUGGAGGCUCGUCCAAGGUCGGCCGUGGCGGCGGCCCGAAGCGGCUGCAGUCGACUUUUCCGCUGCUGUCCCACCGGGGAUCCGCCCCUCCCGGCGGAGGCCGCCCUUCGAUUGGCGGUUCUUCCGGCGGCCCUCGCGGCCGGAACCCGACCCGAGGGACGCCGGGUAACCCACCGGCGGUGGAGGAGACGUUUAGCCUAGUUUCUGGCAACAAUCCUUUAGCAUUUGCUAUGAUCAUAAGACUGGCGCCGGAUUUAGUAGAGGAGAUCAAGCGCGUAGAAGCGCAAGGUGGGAGGGCGAGGAUGAAAUUCGACCCCAACCCGAAUAAUCCUAGUGGAAACAUUAUUGAUGUUGGUGGGAAGGAAUUUAGAUUUACGUGGUCACGAGAAUUUGGUGACCUUUGUGAUAUAUACGAGGAGCAUCAUAGUGGUGAAGAUGGAAGAGGCCUGCUUGCUGAAUCUGGUUCUGCUUGGAGAAAGCUGAAUGUACAGCGUAUAUUGGAUGAAUCAACUAAGAAUCAUGUCAAAAUGCGUUCAGAGGAAGCUGAACGCAAGAACAAGUCGCGCAAAGCCAUUGUCCUUGAACCUGGAAAUCCAUCUAUGAAGAGUCAAAUAAAGGCUUUGGCAGCUGUUGAGGCUACUCCAUGGAAGAAUUAUACCAAAAAGAAAGAGGCUGCACUUAAGAAAAGGAAAGUGGAAACUCCUCAAGUUGGAGGCCCCCCAAAAUCUACGCAUAAAUCUGGAUUGUCUUCAUCAGCAACUAAAGGCAGACAUUCAUCUUCUCCUCUUCCAUCUCCACCAGAGCAAUUUGCCACUCCUUCCUCUCCGCUGGGGACUGUAAAUAUCUUCAAGAACCUUGAUGAUGUGCCAUCGCAGGUGAUGGGCAAGCAAAAUACUACUACUGUCUCUGAGAAAGAAAAUACUACUAGGAUAGACAGUGCAGUGAGGGAGACACCAGGAAGCAAAGGGAAUAAUGGUGCUAAAUCAAUGGAUCUGCAGAGCUUGUUAAUUUCUUUUCUCAUGGAUAAACCUAGUGGAAUGACUAUAAGGGCCUUGGAGAAAGCUGUUGGAGAUACAUUUCCAAAUUCCUCAAAGAAAAUUGAACCUAUCAUAAAAAAGAUUGCAACAUUCCAAGCACCAGGAAGGUAUAUAUUGAAACCUGGAGUGGAUUUGGAAAGCUUCAAGAAACCUCUUUCUGAAAGUGGAAGUUCGCCUGAAGACAAUCUCCACCGAAUUUCUGCUCAUGGAGAGUUUCAUGAUCAAACACCUGCACUGCAGGGAGGCUUUGAAGAGAAAGUGCCAAAUGAGAAUGUGGAGGAACACGUGCAAUCUAACUCCAAAGCUGGAGAAGAAUCCAACACACUGAAUACAAUUGAUGUUCAUCAAAAUUCUCCUAAUGUCUUUGAUGACAAAAAGGGCUCUGAUUGUAGUGAAGGGCAGGCAGGCAGCUCUAGUGAUAGUGGAAGUGACAGUGACAGUGAAAGUGACAGCAGUGGUAGUGGAAGUGACAGUGGAAGCCAUAGCAGGAGCAGAAGUAGGAGUCCUGCUGGAACAGGGAGUGGGAGCAGUAGUGACAGCGAAAGUGAUGCAUCAUCCAACAGCAAGGAGGGUUCUGACGAGGAUGUAGAUAUUAUGACAAGUGAUGAUGAAAAAGAGUCAAAGCUCAAAAUGGAAGUCUCUGAUCAAAGGGUGCCAUCACUUAUUCCAGUAAAAUCACCUGAUGGUAGAUCUAUGCAGAAUGAAAUUGAUGAGAAGCAAGAUGGUAAUGAAUCUGAUGUAGUUGAGAUUGAAAAAGACUUACCUGAGGAACAGGGUGCUGAAAUAGCUCCAACCACAACUACCAUUUUUAACAAAGGUGGAAAAGCUUCAGAAGAGACCAAGCACUGUUACCCAGAUUGUGAUGAUUUCCAGGAACGCCAAAAUUAUAUAGGAAGUUUAUUUGAUGAAAGGAAAAAUACAGUUAAGGUUAGCUCAAGGCAUGACCUGUCUGACAGCUCUGAAAGGCUAUCUAGUGGAAAACACAAGAGGGGUUCUGAUGUGAAGAGCCUUGAUGAGAAGUCUGAACGUACAAAGAAGUUGAAAACAGAUAACUUCACUCAAGCAAUGGGUUCUGCUGGUAUGGAUGUGCAGAUGUCAGAAAAUUCCAAGAGUUUGUCGGAAGACACUUUCAAGGGCCCUACCGCACAAGCAGUUAAUAGAUCUGAUAGACAAGGGAAUUUGAACGCUGGUUUACAGAAAGGAUACAACCAAUCAUUUUCCACAAAAUCUUCAGAUUUUCAGAGAACAUUUGAUCAAACCUCACUGGGGAAGCCUCCAGAUCCGUUAGGAAAAACUGAUAGGCAUGGUGAAAGUUUAGGGCGCAGCAGAAAACACUCAGAAAAGGGUUUUCAUUUGCGUGAAGGUCCUUCUAUGGAUGAUAAAUCUCAGAGAGAAUCCCAAAAUGAUGAUAUUUACACCUCUGGGAGAAAGGUCCCCGGGAAAUCUAGGGAAGGUAGCAAUGGAAGUAAACAGUUAGUGUCCUCAGAUUCGAAUUACCAAAAGCUAAGUGAAAUGUCAGGGAAGUUUAGGGAAGGCCGACAAGGUGCACCCUCACACCCAGGAACUUCACCUAAGGACAAUAACCUAAUCGGUCCUAGGAAAUCCCCAGUUAUCAAUGGGAGAGGUAUCACUCUUCAAAGAGAGCUUUCUGACUUGGAGUUGGGUGAACUUCGUGAAUCCACUCCUGAUGAAACUCAUGUCACUAAGCAAUUUGAAAGAAAAAGUUCAUUUAAACAUUUGGAAAAUAGAGCAGGCACUUCAGAGGACAAAAAUCCAGAUGUUUCUAAAGUAAAAUCCUCAUCAAAAACUACUCUUGAAUCCGGAAAACGAUCCCCAUCCCUUGUAGGCUUUAGUUUUCUGAGCAAUUUGGAAAGUGCGAAUAAAAAGAAGAAUGCAGAUGAUCAUUUUGAAGAUUCAACAAGGUCCCAUGCUAAAGCACUGCAGUCUCAUCCACAGCAUGUGAAAGAUCACAUGGAAGCUGGUUCCCAGAUCAACAAAUUGCCUGAAAUAAAUGGUAGAUCUAGAAAUAAUGAAGCUGGGGUGAGUCAAGGUAUUGAUUUGGAAGGAAGGGAAAGCAAUAGAAGAGGGCCUACUGAUGCACUUAAACAUGACUCUAAACGUGGAACAGUUUCCAAUUCCAUGAAGGAAGGUCGAAGACAAACAUCCAAUCCAUUGGAAGAGAUGGCUGAUGGAGGGAAGGAUUUAGUUUUGGCAGAUAGAAAUAACAGUGAUCAAAAAAGGAGAGAAUCUUCUUCAGAUGAAAAUAGUUGCUCUUAUUCAAAGUAUGAAAAGGAUGAACCUGAGCUUAAGGGACCUAUAAGGACUUUCUCCCAAUAUAAGGAAUAUGUUAACGAGUAUCGUGACAAAUAUGAUAGUUACUGCUCCUUGAACAAGAUUCUGGAGAGUUACAGGAAUGAGUUUCUUAAACUUGGCAAGGACUUGGAAUAUGCUAAAGGCAGGGAUAUGGAUAGAUAUUAUAACAUCUUGGGGCAGCUGAAGGAAUCCUAUCAACGAUGUGGAGAGAGGCACAAGAGACUGAAGAAAAUAUUUAUCGUGCUGCAUGGGGAACUCGAGCAACUGAAGCAAAGGAUCAAAGACUUUGCUCGCUCGUAUACUAAAGAUUGAUGAUAGCAAGUGCCCUUGUGUAUCCAAUACAGAAAAUUAAAGGCUCUAGCUUCAAGCUUUAGAAGUUUGGGGUGGUACAUGAAAGUCAACAGGGUAGAUAAAUUCUUGUGUAGAUUUGAUUUUGCGCUGGUUUUUGUUACAAAUCUCAUUGUAACCAUAGAUUUGUACAUAAAUUUUCUUUCUUUUGUUUUUUGUUUUUUUUUUUAAUUUUUUUGGGUUCAUGUAUAUUUCUUCUCAGCGCAGAUCCGGCAUUUUUGUUUAGCCGGACCUUUCAUAUUUGAUCUAUGGGAAGCAUCUUUGAUCAAUUUAA
Messenger RNA from Prosopis cineraria, 4080 nucleotides. RefSeq lists its product as uncharacterized. Bases 105 to 3770 code for a protein of 1221 amino acids. The transcript has 12 exons. The record is from RefSeq and is a predicted model, not a curated record. NCBI's taxonomy places the organism in Eukaryota, Viridiplantae, Streptophyta, Magnoliopsida, Fabales, Fabaceae.